Molecule: messenger RNA, 6327 nt
Organism: Sycon ciliatum
Lineage: Eukaryota; Metazoa; Porifera; Calcarea; Leucosolenida; Sycettidae
Product: protein RRP5 homolog
Exons: 39
Coding region: 212-6007 (1931 amino acids)
Biological process (GO): rRNA processing
Cellular component (GO): small-subunit processome; nucleus; nucleolus
Molecular function (GO): RNA binding; protein binding
Source: RefSeq, a predicted model, not a curated record
UGCAGUGCAGUGUCAUGGAAACAAUAUGGCGCCGGAGAAACAUUCACUUUUUUUUACUGAAAAACGGACUUGCAAAAUGUAGUCGAUUCUCAGCACACUUUUACUUCAUCAAUUCACUCUUGUGGGCAAUGCUGCUAUUGCUGCUAAAUUUUUGGAGUCUGUAGUCAACGUGUUAUCAGCUCGUUAUAUUGAGAAAGAUUCCAACCCUGUCAUGGACGGGGAAGAUUUCCCUCGUGGCGGACAAGCCACAAUUUCUCAAUUGGAGAGGCGAGAAAUCGCUCGCCAGGCGAAAAGUGAUGUCCUCUUUCGUGAGUCCACCGAUGAGAAGCCAGAUGGAAAGGCUGACAAGUAUGCUGAAGAGCUGGAAGCUGCAGAGGUCGCAAAGAAGCCCAGGCCGAAAAAACGGAAGAGAGAUGUCCAGGCUCCUGGUGUCAAGGAGAAGGACGCAGAGGCUGCUGCAGAAAAGAGGAAGUUCUCCGUGGAUGUGCUCUCGUUCAAGAAACUCUCUGUUGGAAUGCUGAUGCUCGGUGCUGUCAAUGAGAUUACUGACUUUGAGCUGAUUGUCAGCCUGCCGCAUGGCUUGUCGGGCUACGUACGCCCCACGGACGUCUCACCUCAGUACACAGAAGCGCUCCUACGCGCUGCAGAGGCGGCAGAAAUUGAAGCCGCCAAAGGCGAUGCGUCAGACAGUGAAGACGACGAGGAGACGCCGGACUCGGAUGCUCCUGCUCUCAACUCUAUGUUUCACGUUGGCCAGCUGUUGACCUGCAUAAUCAAGGAGACACAUAGUACAAAGGAUGUAAAGAAGAGGCGUAUUCGUCUUUCUCUGCAUUCGGCAGAAAUCAAUCAGUCGCUUAGCUCAGAUGCUCUUCGCCCGGGUGUGACUGUGCAAGGUCACGUUUCCAGUAUUGAGGAGCAUGGCUAUCUUAUCGAGUUUGGCCUGAAGAGGCGCACUGCUUUCCUGCACAAUCGCCGAGCCAAGACCUAUAGCAAGCUACACAAUGGUGACCGUCCCCUGGUACUUGGGCAGCCUGUCCGCUGCCUUGUGCUUGAGUGUGACGCUGAUACGCGUGUGGUUCCUGUCACUAUCAACCCAACCGAAGUCGCUGAGGCUGUGGCGAAUUCGGACUGUGUGACCCGCUUCACUGAGCUCACGCCCGGUAUGAUGGUCAGUGGCAAGAUUUUGCAGCGUGCGCCCAACGGAGCUGCCAUGUCUUUCCUGAGCGGUAUUGCCGGCAUGAUCAGCACGUUCCAUCUUCCGCAGCAGCUGUUCAACGCCAGUCAGCUCCCGCCGAGCAAGAAGAUCAAAGCUCGUAUUAUCCACGUCAACCUAACGUCUAAAGUGGUUGGUUUCUCAGCCCAACAGCACAUUGUGGAGAACAAGGCCUACACGUUUCCUGACCUACAACUGGGUGGCAUUGUAGAGGAGGCCGCUGUGAAGCACGUGGAGGAGAAUGUCGGCGUUGUCAUCAAGAUGACGGACGCUGGCAUGCAUGGAUUCGUACAUAUUUCGAACUUGUCUGACGAUCACCUGGAGAAGAUCGGCAAGCGCCACAAGACUGGCACAGUGCACAAGUGUCGUAUUCUUGGAUUCAACUCGCUGGAUGGCCUCGCAUCGGCAUCAAUGCAGCAGUCAAUUUUGGAUCGGCCAUUCCUUGGCUUGAAGGAUGUUGUUCUCGGUACAUCCAUGAAGGUGGAGGUCAUCUCUAUUGAAACAUCCGGUGUGGUGGUGGCAGUUAGUGACCAUCUGCGCGGCUUCAUUCCGCUCAUGCAUCUUGCCGAUAUCCCGCUGAAGAAGCCGGGCAAGAAAUUCCGUGAAGGCGGCAAGGUGGCGUGCAGGAUUCUCGAAGUGACUCCAGCACGCCGUCGCCUGUUGCUCACAGCGAAGAAGACCAUGGUCCGUAGUGAGCUGCCUGUCCUCUCCAAGAUCAGCGAGGCACUUGUGGGUUCCAACUACACUGGUUUUGUGGCUGGUAUCCGCCACUACGGAUUGAUUGUCGCCUUCUAUGGUGGGACAACAGGAUUGCUGCAUCGCACAGAGUUGAGUGUGUCUACGUUCGAUGAUGACCUGGGCAAGAUGUACUAUGUUGGUCAAGUGCUGCAGUGUAGAGUCAUCUCUGUAGACCAUGGCAAACUACGGCUGUCGCUCAAGGCUCACGGAGCUGCUUCCAGUGGAAUCGCCGGUCUAUCUCCAGGAGAGAUCUUCCCCGCCAAGUACUCGUCAACGAAUGACAAAGGUAUUGACGUGCUGCUGCAACCCAGCAACAAGCCCGUAACAGUGACGCUGUCGCACCUGUCCGACUUUCCGCAGCACUGCGAGCAACUGGCGCGCUGUAUUGCCAGCAGCCAGGGCGAGGCGGCCGAGUUUGUGCUGGAGAGACUCGCCGUGCUUGGCUGCCGACCACUGCUGGUGUCCUGCAAGCCGAGCCUGGUGCCAGCUGAAGGUGAAGAUCUGUUUCUGCCUACGCUCGCCAGCCUAAAGGUUGGCCAGAUCCUUGUCGGUUUUGUUCGGCAAGUCGUGGCCUAUGGUGUUUUCGUGGAGCUCGCCAGUCAGCUGGUUGGCCUUGUGCCGGUGAAGAGUGUUGCCGAUGAGUUUGUCACUCACCCAGCUGAUCUCUACAGUCUUGGUCAAACCGUCGUAGUACAGGUGACUGAGGUUGACACGGUGAAGCAGCGGUUCAUCCUGUCAAUGAAGCCGUCCGACCUUGGUGCUCACUCCGGCCCGUCAUUGCCAACCCUGCUGGAGCAGUUCUGGCGAGAGAAGUCUGCCAUAGACCAGUGCCUGUCACAGUCUUCGGCCAAGCGCCAAGCUGUUCAUGACAUCGCAGUCGGAUCACUUGUAGAAUGCGAGUAUGUCCGUAGUCAGCCUUUUGGCGCUUCUCUGAAGGUGUGCGGCUCGGGAGCAACGGCCAUUGCCCCAACAUCGCUUGCAGAACAAGCUGAGUCGCUCACCGCUGGGGAUAUUGUCACCGCCGCUGUCUUGGACAAGGACGUCGAGAACGCCACCGUGUAUGUUAGCCUCGAUGCAGACCUCGUCAAAGUCUGGUCAGCUGCUACCGAAGUCGCCGAGGCUAGCGCAACAACCAGGAAGGAAAAGAAGAGGAAAGACUCUGAAUGCAGUGCCAAGGACACUCCCUCCCAGUCUGCUGUAAAGGCCUCUAAAGUCGGUGAAUUCACAGAAGGAAUCGUUCAGCUCAUCAAGCCCGACUGCGUUGUGCUGACUUUGCCGCAGUUUGGCUCGGCCGUCGCUCUGGGACUGGCUCAUCAGCAUCUCAAUGACUAUCGGCCUGCCAGUAAGCGCUACUCGCCAGGUCAGAAGCUAAAGACCGAGAUUGUCCGGCUGCCAUCCGCCAGCUCCCCAUUCGCUCUGGUUUCCCUCGGUCGCCUUCCUAGGCCACCCAAGCAGACCAGCGAUGGCUCGCCCAGGAGCAGUGAUGCCAAGGUCGCGGUGGGAGACGUAGUGUCCGCCAUGGUGAGGUCUGUGCAGGGCCUGCAGCUGAACGUGCGCAUCGGAGGCAAGCUUCUAGGCCGUGUUCACGUGACCCAGUUCACCGAUAAGCCAGCCGCAGGCAAGUGGCCAUUUGCUGACGUUCACAACGGCGACGAAAUCAAGUGCCGCGUGAUUGGAUUCCGCAAGCUCAAAUCAAACAGACAUCUUGAAAUCAGUCACCACGACUUCUACGAAGUGGCGGAGCUGAGUGCCAAGGAGAGUGUUGUUGAGAAUGACUCUCUUGACGAGGCAACUCUGAAGGAUAAGGACUUAACUGAGGAGCUUGUCCAGGAGCUGAAACCCGGAUCACGCGUGACUGCCUUUGUCAAAGAGGUCUGGAAGAGCAACCUGAAUCUCCUCGUUACUCCCACGGUCCGUGCCACUCUGCCCCUGUUGGAGGCCGCUACCACUAAGGAGGCUGCUGCUAAUCCGGAUAAGUACUUUCAGCCGGGCAGUGCUGUCACUGCGACUGUGACCAAGUUCAUCAAGGCCGACCGCCUGUUCCGCUUGGCUAAGUCAGUUGAGGUAUGUAUCGGUGAAGUGCGCACUUGUCGCAUUGCCAAGGUCAUCGCUGACGAAGCCCUGUUGCUGGAGCUACCCGGUGUGAAGACGUUUGCACGCUGCGCGUUGACCGACAUUAGUGACAGCUACGAGGAGGACCCGCUGAGCAACUAUCCAUGCCAUAUGAUCGCUAGGUGUUAUAUUCUGGAAAAGCAAAGCAGUGGCCAACUGGACGUGUCACUGCGACCAUCACGCACCUCAGGAUCUUCGUCAAGCAACAACGGUACCAUGCCGGACACCGCGUCCGAUGCGGAACGGCACGGGCAAUCGGGCACCGGUGCUACUGCCACCGCCACUGGCACCAGCGUGCGAGACCCAGAGAUCGAAUCCAUCGCUGACAUCAAGCAGGGCCAGAUCCUACGGGGCUACGUCAAGGCGGCUGUUGACAAUGCAGGUCUCUUUGUGAGGCUAUCUCGAAACAUUGUUGGCCGAGCCAAGAUCACUAACUUGUCAGAGAACUUUGUGAAGAAUUGGAAGAAGGCUUAUCCAGUUGGAAAGCUGGUGGUGACCAAGGUCAUGGCUGUGGACUAUAACCAGAGCAAGAUUGAGCUGUCGCUGCGUAACUCUCACAUCUCACCGCAGAAGCGCAAGCGCAAGACGUCCGAUUCCAAAGAUGCCGAUGGCCAAUCAGGCAAACGCACGAAGCUAACUGGUGGCCGUGUCUUGGCAGCUGCAGACGCAGAUAGUGAUGAUGACAAUGAGGUUGACAGUGAUGCGGAGCUCAGACAAAUGAUGGAGGAAGAAGGAGCAGAGAUGCUGACAUCUGACUCGGAGUCUGAAGAUGAUGUGGAGAAUGGAGAGCAAGACUCGGAAGACGCUGAUGUUGCUUCUCAGGGCUCAGACCAGGAUACGGAAGAUGACGAUAGCGAUACUGACAGUGACGAUGAUUCUGCUACUCCGGCUGGCAAGUCUUCUGCCGCAUGUUUGAAGCUACCAAGCAAGUUUGACUGGUGGUCUGAAGCACAAGCAAGUGCAGGCAAACAGGCUGCAGCGGCCGGAGCUGCUUCAGACAGUAGCUCUGACGACGAAGAUGGCGAGGAGAACAUGUCCAAUAGCCAACGAAAGAAGACCCGGCGACAGAAGCGUGCCGAGAAAAAGCAAGAUGAGGCCAACUUGCGAGCGAUGGAAGAGACUUUGCUGGACACGGAGCGCCCAAUGCAGACUGUGCAAGACUUUGAGCGCUUGGUGGCGGCCAAUCCGGACGAAUCGGACACGUGGAUCCAGUUCAUGGCGUGUCACAUGCACUCGGCGGAGAUUGACAAGGCGCGUGCUGUAGCCCAACGGGCCCUGGAAACGCUGAACUUCCGCAACGAGAAGGGCAAGCUGGAUAUCUGGGUGACCUGGCUCAAUCUAGAGAACGUAUACGGAAGUCACGAAAGUCUGAUGAAGGUGUUUGAUGAGGCCGUUCGCACCAAUGAACCAGAGAAGGUCUUCUUCCGCCUGGUGCGCAUCUACAUCCAAUCGAAGAAGUUUGAGCGAGCGGAUGACCUGUAUGCUACAAUGGUGAAGCGCUUCUCGCAGAGCCGAGAAGUCUGGGAACAGUACGGUCUGUUCAAGUUCCGCCAGGGCAAGCCCGAUGCUGCCCGCCGUCUGAUGGACAGAGGCUUGAAGAGUCUGCGAAAGUUUGAACACGUGGACGUCAUCAGCAAGUUUGCCCAGCUGGAGUUUAAGCAUGGCGAGGUCGAGCGUGGACGCACCAUGUUCGAGAGUCUCGUCACCAACUACCCGAAACGUGUCGACCUGUGGUCCAUCUACAUAGACAUGCUGCUGCGUGACGAACAUGUUGAUGAUGUCAGGGCGGUUUUCGAGCGCCUCAUCAACAUCCAGCUGUCAUCCAAGAAGAUGAAGCACGUCUUUAAGCGCUACCUGGAAUUCGAAAGCAAGCAUGGUGAUACCAGCACUGUUGCCGAGGUGACCAAGAAGCUACGAAAUAUGAGCGCACCGGAUACAGAGUAACAAACCUUUUUUUUUCUCUCUCUCUUUCGAAUCACCCUCACUGAGGGAACCCUGCAGAUAACCCUCCCCCAGUGAUUUAUAUUUUGCCGUAAUGUAACUUCUUGCUUGGCAGGUUUGAUACACUGAGUAGUCAUCUUGGAAAUCUGUCACCGAUCUGCUGGGUAUCUCUGCUAUUCUUGAGUUUUAAUGAGAUCACCUAUGAUUCAACAAGGAGGUGACUUCAUACUCUUUUUGGCUGUUGCUGAUGAUACUGGCUCUGGCCCGUGAGCCACCUCUCAGAGAUAUCCAUCAUAUGUUUGACCAUGUAACAAGAGCAGUGG